CCAGAGAUCUCCGGAGUCGGGGGCAGGAGAGACACGCCUUGAAAGCGCAGCCGGGAGGCUGUGCAUCGCCUUCUGGUGCGGGGGAAAGCGUGUUGUCUGCAGGAUGGUGGGACUGGUUCAGUGAGAGAAGGAUCAACGACACAACCGAGAGGAUUUAGGGGUUUCUGGGGCAGAUACAGAGUUGCCGCUAGAAUCUCUGGGUAGAUUCCAGAAUCUUCUGCUCUUCAGCCCGGUGCAGGGAAACCAUGCCGAGACCCAGGAAGAGGCUGGCUGGGGCUGCUAAGCCAGACAGGAAGGGGCCAGCAGGAAAACGUACCAAGACUAAGAACCCAGGUGAGGCAUCAACUAAAGUGAAGAACUCCAGCCCUCAGACUUCAACUUCUCAAAAUUGUGGGAAGAAUCUAAGCAAAUACUGGCUGAUGAAGUCAGAGCCAGAAAGCCGACUAGAGAAAGGUGUAGAUGUCAAGUUCAGCAUUGAGGACCUCAAAGCGCAGCCCAAGCAGAUAGCAGGUUGGGAUGGCGUUCGCAACUAUCAGCUGGUGGGAAGGAUAGUUCUUAUUUCUUCUGCCCUGGGACAGGCCCGGAACUUCCUUAGAGCCAUGAAGUUGGAGGAAAAAGCCUUCUUCUACCAUAGCAACUGCAAAGAGCCAGGCAUCGCAGGGCUUGUGAAGAUUGUGAAGGAGGCUUACCCAGACCACACACAGUUUGAAAAAAGCAAUCCUUAUUAUGAUCCAUCCAGCAAAGAAGACAACCCUAAAUGGUCCAUGGUGGAUGUACAGUUUGUUCGAAUGAUGAAGCGUUUCAUUCCCCUGGCUGAGCUCAAAACCCAUCACCAAGCUCACAAAGCCACCGGUGGCCCUUUAAAGAAUAUGGCGCUCUUCACUCACCAGAGACUGUCGGUUCAGCCCCUGACCCCAGGAAGAGGAGUUUGAUUUUGUUUUGAGCCUGGAGGAGAAGGAACCGAGUUAACUGAGACACUAGCUGGAAGCGGCAAGACAUCACUCCGAAGAAGUGAAGCUUCUAUUAAGACACAAGGGAGGUGUAAGGAGGCUCGCUGGCUAUAGUCAUCUGGGGUUGUGUACAUAAGGGGGUUUUGUGUACUUUUCUCAAUAAAAGUGUUACCAAGAAAAGUGUGAAGCUUUUCUUUUACAACAGCAUUGGGUGUAGGAGACUGCGCCACUACAGGUCUCCUACCUCCACGCUGGCUCCUUUUGCCCCUUGGCAAGCUGCAGGGCUACCUCUACUGUCUUCCUUUACUAUAGCACAUAUCAGUGUAGGGCUCAGCCUGUUAACACCUACUGAAGAAGACUUUGUCUACACGUCUUCCUUACCUGCCUCUGGAGUCAUAUGGGUCACACGGGCGUUUAAACCAUCAGCAGUUUUCAGGACAAGUUGCUAGAUAAAGGUAAAGCUGGAAUCCUUCCUCAGCCAUGUGCUCGUGU
Molecule: messenger RNA, 1442 nt
Organism: Rhinolophus ferrumequinum (greater horseshoe bat)
Lineage: Eukaryota; Metazoa; Chordata; Mammalia; Chiroptera; Rhinolophidae
Gene: THYN1
Product: thymocyte nuclear protein 1
Exons: 8
Coding region: 246-932 (228 amino acids)
Cellular component (GO): nucleus
Source: RefSeq, a predicted model, not a curated record